Molecule: messenger RNA, 657 nt
Organism: Salmo salar (Atlantic salmon)
Lineage: Eukaryota; Metazoa; Chordata; Actinopteri; Salmoniformes; Salmonidae
Source: RefSeq, a predicted model, not a curated record
AUGUUUGCUGUCCCCAGGACCAGUGCAUCCCAGUGCAGCUCUGUGCCGGAGCCCAGGUUUGGGAAGCGGAUAGGGAACGACUUUGGCAUUGGCACGGUGGUGCUGUUUGAAUGCAAUCCAGGCUACGCUCUGCACGGCGCCACUGCCAUCAGGUGUGAGGCCAUCCCUAACACUGUGGCUCAGUGGAACGGCACUGUGCCCACCUGCAUAGUUCCCUGUGGAGGGCUGCUGACAUCUCGUAAGGGAACCAUCCUUUCUCCUGGUUACCCAGAGCCCUACGCCAACUAUCUCAACUGUAUCUGGAAGGUCUCUGUGCCAGAGGGAACAGGCAUCCAAAUCCAGGUCAUAACCUUUGCCACGGAACACAACUGGGACUCCUUGGACUUUUUCGACGGCGUCGAUGGCAACGCUCCAAGGCUUGGCAGCUACUCAGGUACGACCAUCCCCCAGCUCCUGAACAGCACCUCCAACAACAUCUACCUGACCUUCCAGUCCGACAUCAGUGUGUCUGCAGCAGGCUUCCACCUGGAGUAUACAGCAAUAGGUUUGGAUUCAUGCCCAGAACCUCAGCACCCCCUCAACGGUGUCAAUGUGGGCCAGCGCUUUACUGUGGGGGACAUGGUUUCCUUUCAGUGUGACCAAGGCUACUCUCUGAAG